This is a messenger RNA of Serpula lacrymans var. lacrymans S7.9, 3750 nucleotides long. RefSeq lists its product as uncharacterized. Gene Ontology annotation, cellular component: cytoplasmic vesicle. The transcript has 11 exons. Bases 1 to 3501 code for a protein of 1166 amino acids. The record is from RefSeq and is a predicted model, not a curated record. Lineage: Eukaryota; Fungi; Basidiomycota; Agaricomycetes; Boletales; Serpulaceae. Gene Ontology annotation, biological process: regulation of Rab protein signal transduction.
AUGAAAACGCUUCCCUCUUAUAACGGUGACCUGCUCGAUCCAAAUCUUAAUUCUAACUGCGACAACGGGAAAGAGCUUGCAGACGAGCUGGACUACAUCACAGUGACAAGAACAUUACAAGACGUAGAAUACAACUCAGAACAUAUCGUUGGUAACUCCAUCGACACUCCCCCAUCCUCUGCUGUUCCGACAAACUAUCAUUUACGUCGCCCCGAUAAAGCUUCCCGGGUGUUAGGUAUUCAGCAUAGAAUGUCAAUGGAACCAUUACCUGCGUCGUCUCGUACUUCUAUAAUGUCAGGUCAUACUGCUCGCGGCCCACGCAAAUAUCCGUAUCUCCCUUCAUCGCUUCCUCUCACCUCUCUAUAUGUAGUGUCCGGCCUUCCAAAAUCCCCGUAUACAUGGACUCUGGCUGAUCCAGACUCUGUGUUUGGUUUGCAUCAUACUGAAGGCGCCGUAAACCGUUGGUGGAGACCCGAAGUCCUUGGAAGUACUGUUAGUCCAGGAGCAUGUGGUUCCAGAAAGAAAACGAAGAGUAAUAGGAGUGAUACUGAUCUUCUUAAAGGUGCAGGCACGCUCUCUAAGCAGGAGGUUGGAAAGAUGUUAUCAAAAGCACUGAAGCUAUCUUUCACACGCGAAGUGGAAAUUGUUGCUUCUACAUUGCAGCCCGCAUCUACAGUUCACACAUUUACAUUUACACUCGCCACCCCAGCUACACCAUUGGCACCCACUCAUUCGGGUGAUCUUCUCCGUUCAUCAGUGUUUACUGUCACAGAACACUCCUCGAACGGUGCCUUCGCUUACCCCUUAGGUACUUCUCACGCUCGUCCUGCUUCUCUCGGUGUCCCCUCGAUUUUUGCUCAGGACUCUGUACCAACACCAGUUGCACUAGAUGGUUCGUCCACGCAAGGUCGAGACAGUGGAAAUAGUAGCCCAGUCACUUAUCAUGGCGUGUGCCUCACUGUUUGGUCGCAUGCUGAUACAGAGCGCGCCAUCGCUAUCCGUCGUACUCUAGAGACCGGUCGCUCUCGUAAGGAAAGUGCACAGUCACAUAUUGCGACGAGACUGAGAGUGCUCCAACCUGACAUUUGUCCACCCAAAGUUAGCUUAUCGAAUGGUAAUGGAGGUUUGGGUGAUCCUAUACUGCGUGCCCACAGGAACUCGAGGAGAAGUAAUAAAGGUUUUUGGACAGAUGGAGAGACCGAUGCGGAGACGGAGGGAGAAGGUGCCAUUAGUGAGAGCGAUUUUGAGGUGGCUAGCUCCAUCGGACAUGGACCUGGGGAAAGUACUUUGUUUGUUCCUGGUGAUACUAUUUUCUGGUUGCCGUACGCUCUGACCCUUGUGUCUAGACACCCGGUUUAUGAUCUUAUGCGCGACUACCUCACCCUCUCUUGGGCACGCUUUUCCAAGGAUGUGCAAUCACACACUCUUCAAAUUUCCAAGAUUCUUUCUCACCCCGCCCCUCGCGCAGGUGAUCUCAUUAAACUUGACGCCUCCGCAAAUGAUGAGACUGACUUGGAGGUCAUCGCUCGCUUUCCUGGGGGUCUCGACUUCGGCCGAGGGUUGGUUGAUAUUAAUUUUACUAUGUGGCCUUUGUUCAAGUGCCUUAAUAUUGACCACAUUUUGACGAUCUGUGAGAUAGCGCUUGCACCUACAGGUCGUAUCUUGUUCUUCUCGCGGCACCCCGCAAUGCUCGGUAUUGCCGUUGCAACCGUGAAAUAUCUCGUAGAGCUGCGCGGCUGGAAUGGCAUUGCGCUUGCCGCUAUCCACUCCCGUGACGCGAAGAUCUAUGUCGAUGAUCCCGGUCCGUGGAUCAUGGGUUUAGCUACUGAGGCGCGAUUCAGUAUCAGACCAGGUCCAGAGGUCUGUGUUUGUGACCUAGACAUCAAUUUUCUGAGUUGCCCGUCACCUCCAAAAGGUAUUGUCUCCACCAAACAGCAAAGAGACAGAUAUCGGCAGAAACUCCUCGCUGCCUUCGAGCCCCAUUAUCACCUAGAUCAUAGUGUGCCGAGUGAAUUCAAGGAAGCUUUUCCAGCAGGGCGUUUCAGACCCGUUUGCAAGAUCCAGGCGAAACGUGGUGCAGAGACAGCUGCUAUCGCAGAUACCAUAAAGCCCCCAGAAUGGUGGCAUUCAACCAGGAUUAUUCAAGCUUUCGAUGCUGUCUUGCAGGACAAGCUUAAGAAACCAUCAAUUUUCAAGCGGAUCAGUUCUUUUAACAUGGUCAAACAUCCUCCACAACUCACCCACGCUGAGCAACUCAUUCAGUAUUCUAUUCGCAAGCGCGCCACGGCGUUCGUGGAUGCUCGAGAUGACCUUGAAACGAAGAUAGGUCGCCUAUCACGACGACUAAAUUUCCUAAUGUCGGAAUCCGAUUUAUGGCGCGACAAAUUUGUCACUUUUGAACAUUAUGCUGAAAAAUUAAGUGUGGAGGCUAGUGACUUAAGGACGAAGAUUAACAGGGAACAGAAGGAGACUAAAAGAUUGAAUGGUCUCGUUACACUCACUACUUCCGAAAAGGCAAAUUUGCAGAAUCAACUGCACUGUACCGAACUGGCUCACCAGGAAGCGCUGCGUGAGCUGGGAAAUAUGAAAGACUUGAUGGAGACGAUGGAACACGAGAGAGCAGAAAUGGUUGCUGAGGUAGAAGCACAAAUCGAACGUGCAUUAGCUUCCAUGGCCGUGGAUUCAGAUGAAUCUGACUACAACACCGAAUCGCGACCUGGAAGUCGCUUAUCCUCGCUUUCGGACGUCGACUGCCGGAGGCAUCGCUCCGUGGGUACCGAGUCGGCGUUCGUCAAUGUUCCCGAGGUUAAAGAGGAAAUCAAUUCCUUCAAGUCCCAAAAGGGCAACAGGAGUAACGAAGAAAUGGUAGAAAGAACUCUUCCUGAGACUAAGCGGUUUUCGGCAACCCAGUCAGAGUUAGUGCAAGAUGGGAUGAUGGCAGUAGAUCAGGGUAUCAGCGAACAGAGCGAUCGGAUCGCUCAGAAAGUGAAACAAAUUCAACAAAAGCUGGAGUCGGCAUUGAUAACUGAAGCUAGGUAUUUGAGUACUGAAGACGACGAGGAAAUCGCCGCAGAUCUCAUGUUGCCACAGGAAGCUGCCAAUAUCAGGAGAAGGCGUGACACAGUCACUUCAAUGCAAACAAUUAGCACCACACACCAAUCAUGCGAAACCAUGCUUAUGGAUAUGAAUGGAGUACAGCCCCCAUCUCAUUCUGGAGGGGGGCUCUGCGCUCGUAAAGAUUUGACUAAUAGGCACUCUGCUACUUCGUUGUCGAAGGAGCUACAUAGAGUCUCUUUGGGUGGCUCUCUGUGCGGUUCUCGGACAAACUCGCAUCACAGAGGGGUCUCUACAUCACCUACUGUAACUCCAGCUAUAUCCACGGAUGAUUCGGAUGAAUUUCGGAGUGCCUAUUCGACCAGUUCGCGAGAUAGUGAUGGCAGCUGCCUUGCUCCCUUGAUUCCCAAUAAUCAAAAUACCGAACAUGGCUCGACCCCAUCCUAAGUCCUAUACGUUCCCGAACGAAGAGUAUUCAAGACACCUUGGUCUUCAGAUAGUGUAUAGUCUAUUACUUUUCCCUGAGGCUUACGUACCCUUGCUUCAUAUAUCCAGUUGAUACUAUAGUUGGAUAGCAAUUGAAAUUGAUACAGAAGUGAAAACACCUUUUUCAAAGAACCCUGCAAAUUGCAACCAUAGGGCCUCCUUCAAUAUCUCUUGGAUAAUGCUAGGACUUGCUGUCGUAAAAUGCAGUGU